AUGAAUCAAGCCUCGGAAGGAAAGAUGGCGAUUACCACCCGUACUAGCCGGGAACAAAGCAACGAUGGCCCCAACGACCGGUCACUUAAUGAUGAGCAACUGUCUCCAUCGUUCCUUGAGAAAUUACCCGCUGAACUCAUUCAUGAGAUUGCAUCUUAUCUCUCAGCUCCAGAUCUAGGUUGCCUCGGUGCCACUUGCCGGGCCCUCGUCGAUCAUGCAUCGAAUGACUUACUAUGGGCUAGCCUGGUGAACGAGAGACUGCCUACUCCUAUCCAGAACUCAGGUCCCUUUGAGUCAUUUCGCCGACUUUAUCUUGCAUAUCACCCCUAUUGGUUCAUUCCUCAGCACAAGAUCUGGUUCGCAGACACGGAGCACACAGGGAUGCUAAUCAUAGCUCGAUAUGAUAAUCGUCGGGGUGUGAUUGAAGCAUAUCCGGUCUUUGCAGACCGUGGCUUUCCUCAGUUUCAAACAUGGAUAUCACACCCAGAAGUUAUGAUCCAGUCUUUUGAACCCAGUGUAUACAAGGGGUUCGAUCCAGUCUUGUUUCUCAGCGACCAUAAUCCGUCCUCCCGAACAGCUCCAAUCCAAUCCUUUAAAUCAAUGCCAGAGCGCCACAUGCCAAUGUAUUCGGAUACCCGACAUAUGUACACCUCGCUGUCUCUUUGCUCUUCAUUUAAACAUAGCGAAUCUAGGGUCAAACCCUAUGUGCUUUGGCCACCACGAACCAUCCAGACCAAUGCACGUACAGUUCGUGAUUUGAGGGACUCGUCCCCGCCAAUACCGAAAUAUUUAUCGGAUUUGUCGGAGUCUUUCUUCCGUGUCAGGAAGUGGGCAAACCAAGAGCUUACGUCUCCGGCACCGAACGAACCGGGUCUAACCUUCUCAACUCUCGAUCCUGUCCUUUACACCCCCACCGAAGCGAAACCCUACCAGGGCAUUUGGGUUGGAGAUUAUUCGGCCCAUGGAUGUGAAUUCCUGCUUGUCUCCCAGGAUAAAAUAACGACCGUAGCACCUGGUUCCGAAAACGAGUCGAAGAUAAUCGACGCCCAGGAGGAUGUUAGACAUCGAGGUCCGCUGCUGGCUGUCAAGCUGACAGGUGACCCCAAUGUUCCUCGUGGACAGUACUCAUUUGUUGCCGACGACAUUGGCGCCAGCGGCUUUAUUAGUAUCGGGACGGAAGAGCCUUUUGUUGGCGCCCGGAUUGUGCGUUGCCGCGGUCAUGUCGCUGGACUUGGGUUCCACGACGACACCUACAUCGAGUCCCAACUGAUCCUUAUUUCUCCUGACCACAUGGCUCAUUACUGGAAGGAAAUGGGCCAUGUCUCUUACUACCGCCGUGUGGACAUUGACGCUCUCUAA
Molecule: messenger RNA, 1359 nt
Organism: Penicillium roqueforti
Lineage: Eukaryota; Fungi; Ascomycota; Eurotiomycetes; Eurotiales; Aspergillaceae
Exons: 3
Coding region: 1-1359 (452 amino acids)
Molecular function (GO): protein binding
Source: RefSeq, a predicted model, not a curated record